Molecule: messenger RNA, 342 nt
Organism: Trichomonas vaginalis G3
Lineage: Eukaryota; Parabasalia; Trichomonadida; Trichomonadidae
Exons: 1
Coding region: 1-342 (113 amino acids)
Source: RefSeq, a predicted model, not a curated record
AUGUCCCACGUCCCACCAACCCAGUCCAUUCCCAAACCAGAGGAACCUAAAGAACCACAACAGUCUCCUCAGCAACCUCAGUUCCAGCAAGUACCUCCACCAAAUUACUACCAAUUUCCACCUCAAGGUUACUACCCACCACAAGGCUUCCCGAACUACCCUCCUCUGCCUAUGCCUUACUUCCCCAACCCUUGGAUGUUCCAGCAAGCUCCACCCCAGCAAUUCCAAUCUCAAUCCAAAUCGAAGAGAGACCAAGAGUUCGAAGAAGGUCUGAACCGUUUACGCAAAGAGUAUGCUACAGCCCCUAUUGAGAGAAAGUUGUUCCCGGACCAAAAAAUAUAA